GCUUCCCACAUAAAUAUUCCUACCCAUCUACUGAUCACCAUCUCAUGAUCAACUCAAUCUGGCUGUCACUCUCUGCUGCAAAGGAAGAUGGCCAAGCUCUUUUAUCUGAAUCUUCUGCUUCUCCUUGCACUAUCAUUCUCCUCAGGAACGAUGAUGGGGAAGAGUAAUACUGAUGGGUUCUGGAGAUCAUGGGAUGGAGAUGAGGAGAAUGUGAGGAAGAUGGAGGAGGAGGUAGGGUUAAUACUGUGCAACGGAACAUGGGCUGCGAGUGAAUGUGCAGACCAACAAUGGUGUGAACGAACCUGCGCUCCCUGUAAGACUGGCUCCAAUGGAACCCUCCUCGCCAACUGCACUGCCGAUGGCCAAUGCAUUUGUGUCUUUCACAAUAUCAUUUGUACACUUCCUUCUGGAUGUCCCAUUAUCCCUCUCCCCGUCUAGCCUCUACCUUCAUGAUCUCUCUUUCCCUCUCUCUGGGUUUGUAUUUAGUACUCUCUAAUUAUACCAUCUCCUAAUUCGAUUCCCUAAGGUCACAGGUUAAAUUUUCUCUUAAGGCAUUAUGCCAGUGAAUUACCAAGAGUGCGUCAAUGGACGAACAACUUUUACUCUCGAAUUUGAUACCGCACCAUAGUGUCCAAUGUGAUGCGAUGAUGACUGGAGUCUUUAGAUGAAAUUUAGUCAUUGUUACUUGUAGAAGAUGUUUUUUAAUAAUAAUAGUCGCGUUAUGGAAAUUU
Messenger RNA from Malania oleifera, 731 nucleotides. RefSeq lists its product as uncharacterized. The record is from RefSeq and is a predicted model, not a curated record. The transcript has 2 exons. Lineage: Eukaryota; Viridiplantae; Streptophyta; Magnoliopsida; Santalales; Ximeniaceae. The coding region runs from base 88 to 438 and encodes 116 amino acids.